GACCAAGAGGGAUUCAAACGCGUUUUGAUUUUAAUGCAGAAACAUUGCAUCCAGUCAAUGGGACCAACGCGUGCUGCAUUAGCUGGACUCAUUGUCUGCUUCUGGAAGGAAGCAGCUGAAAAUAUUUAAAUUGAUCAGGAAAUAGAUCGGAUAGCUCAGAAAGGAGUGUCCAUUUGACAGACAUUUUGCCUAGCUAACCACUGUAAACAGCAGGACACGGCUAAAGACCCCAUUGUAGUGGGGAAAAUGGUCCAAAAUCACGCCUUGAUAAUAUGAGGUAGAACCGCGGUUUUGUUGCAGUCGGAGACUGAGUAUUGAUGCAUCAAAGGACCUCCUCGAUUGUAGAUCAGUGAAUACCGGACUUCUUUCUUCUUUCUCGACUUUCAGUGUUGCUGAAAAUCUCAGCGGGUAAAAUCUUUGAUUCCGAAGAGUUCCUUGUUCACAGCGCGAUGAAUUUCCAGUCGAGUGUCCCUGUAUCCGUGUCGGUCUCCGGUAUCUCCCAGCAGUCGCAACCGGCCAUGCCCACCCCAGGCACCGUCCCAGCGCCUGUUCCAGUACCGGUGCCCCAGUCCGUUCCACCCCAGUUCGGAUCCGGAUCGUCUGCAAGCUCAGGGGCGGGUCAGUUUGGCUCGGGAACCGUAUCAGGCCCAGCUGCCCAAUCUGGCCCGUCUGGCUCCCAGUUUGUCCUGUCCAACUCCGCAGCCAUAAGGGCAGAAAUCCAUAGGUUCGAGUCCGUCCACCCGAACAUUUAUGCAAUUUACGACUUGAUCGAGCGCAUAGAUGACCUGGCCCUUCAGAAUCAGAUCCGAGAGCACGUUAUCUCCAUUGAAGACUCCUUUGUCAACAGUCAGGAAUGGACAUUGAGUCGGUCAGUACCAGAGCUCAAAGUGGGCAUCGUGGGGAACCUCUCGAGCGGGAAGUCGGCCCUGGUGCACCGCUACCUGACAGGAACAUAUGUUCAGGAGGAGUCACCUGAAGGGGGCCGAUUUAAAAAGGAGAUCGUUGUGGAUGGACAAAGCUACCUGCUUCUGAUCAGAGAUGAAGGAGGACCUCCAGAGCUACAGUUUGCUGCCUGGGUGGAUGCUGUGGUAUUUGUCUUCAGCCUUGAGGACGAGAUCAGUUUCCAGACAGUCUACAACUACUUCCUGCGUCUGUCUAGCUACAGGAAUACAAAUGAGGUGCCCAUGGUGUUGGUCGGUACGCAAGAUGCCAUCAGCGCCACCAACCCCAGGGUCAUUGAUGAUGCUCGUGCCCGGAAGCUCUCCAACGACCUGAAGCGUUCCACAUACUACGAGACCUGCUCCACUUACGGCCUCAACGUGGAGCGAGUCUUCCAGGACGUCGCCCAGAAGGUGGUGGCCCUGAGGAAAAAACAGCAGCUCUCCAUUGGCCCAUGCAAGUCCCUCCCUAAUUCCCCCAGCCACUCAUCUGUCCCCGCUGCGUCCAUUGUCCACAUCAAUCAGGCGGCUAACGGUGGGGGUGCCUUCAACGACUACUCGUCCUCAGUGCCCUCCACGCCUAGCAUGGGCCAGCGGGAGAUGCGGAUCGAGACCAUCGCCGCCUCCAACACGCCCACGCCCAUCCGCAAGCAGUCCAAGCGCCGCUCCAACAUCUUCACAUCGCGGAAAGCCAGUGAGCAGUCAAAGAGCAUUGACAGUAAAACUGACAGCAUAGGCAGUGGAAGGGCCAUACCCAUCAAACAGGGAAUCCUUUUAAAGAGGAGUGGGAAAUCCCUGAAUAAAGAAUGGAAGAAGAAAUACGUGACCCUGUGUGAUAACGGCCUCCUGACCUACCACCCUAGUUUACAUGACUACAUGCAGAAUGUGCAUGGGAAGGAGAUCGAUCUGUUGAGGACCACAGUGAAGGUGCCAGGGAAGAGGCCACCGCGUGCUGUGGCCACGGUCGCCCCCACCGCCAGCCCCAAGACCAACGGCCUGCCCAAGGACCGCAGCACCCUCUCUCUCUCCCCCUCUCGCUCCAAUGGCAUGGCAGACCCGCUGACGUGCAGUCCCGCGAUGGGCAGUGCCACCAGUCCCAAGCUGGAGCCGCCACCUUCGCCUCAUGCCAACCGCAAGAAGCAUCGGCGGAAAAAGAGCACUGGCAUCACCAAACCAGACGGGAUGUCCGCAGGGACUGAGGAGCAAGAGGAGUCAUUCGAGUUCAUCAUUGUGUCACUUACCGGACAGAUGUGGCACUUUGAGGCGUCAACAUUUGAGGAGAGGGAAUUAUGGGUACAGGCCAUUGAAAGCCAGAUCUUUGCCAGUCUACAGUCCUGCGAGAGCAGCAAAAACAAGUCACGGUUAGGCAGCCAGAGUGAUGCUGUGGCCAUCCAGUCCAUCAGGAACGUGAGAGGAAACAGCUUCUGUGUGGACUGUGACGCCCCCAACCCCGACUGGGCGAGCCUGAACCUGGGCGCUCUGAUCUGCAUCGAGUGCUCAGGGAUCCACCGUAACCUGGGCACACACCUGUCGCGCGUGCGGUCCCUGGAUCUGGACGACUGGCCCGUGGAGCUCAGCAUGGUCAUGGCUGCCAUCGGCAAUGCCAUGGCCAACAGCGUGUGGGAGGGGGCCUUGGAGGGCUACACCAAGCCAGGCUCAGACUGCACCAGAGAGGAGAAGGAGCGCUGGAUCCGGGCGAAGUACGAGCAGAAGCUGUUCUUGGUGGGGCUGCCCCAGUCGGACGUGCCUCUGGGCCAGCAGCUGCUGCGGGCGGUGGUGGAGGACGACCUCCGCCUGGUGGUGCUGCUGCUGGCGCACGGCACCAAGGAGGAGGUCAACGAGACGUACGGCGACGGGGACGGCCGCACGGCACUCCACCUCUCCUGCGCCAUGGCCAACGUGGUCAUCACCCAGCUGCUCAUCUGGUAUGGAGUGGACGUGAAGAGCCGUGAUGCGCGCAGCCAGACCCCGCUGUCGUACGCCCGGCGCGCGGGCAGUCAGGAGUGUGCCGACAUUCUGCUCCAGCACGGUUGUCCCAACGACAGCGGCGUGGGCCUGGCCUCGGCCCCCACCCCCACCGCCACCCGCCGCAACCCCAACGCCAACAACAACAACGCCCAGUGCGAGCUCAACCGCAGCAUCAGCAUCAUGUAGGACCAGAGGAGGGGUGGAUGAGGACAACCCCCAACCCAUACCGACACUCCAACCCACCCGCACUGACUGACUGUGUCUCCCUUCCCUCGCAUACUGUGCCUAAGUCCACCACCCUCCUCACCGCCUCCCCAUCCCAGGUCCAAGAGCCCAGAUAGCAACAGGUUCUGGAGCAGAUGUGGCCUGGUUCUGGUGUGGAUCCGACCCAGUUCCAGACUCUGCUGCCAUCUGGCUGUUGGUGUUGGCCAGAUUGUGUCUCCAUUCAUUACCACUGUUCCCUCCUGUGUCUCCUCUCCCAUGUGAUUGUGGCGUCCGUCUCCCCACCCACUGCAGAGCAUGGCAGGCUGCCCCCUCUGUGAGCGUCUCGUGUCAGUGACCCUUGAGUGAGUUGGCUGUCCACCGUGCACUGUAUCCCCACCGAUUCCAUUACCAGAGCCCCGGGUCCUGGCCAUGUCUGCAAAGCUCACUCCACACACCCCAAGCAAAUCCUACCCCACCAACCAAGCCAACUGACCUCCCUUUAUCUCGGAAAACACACAACAAUACACACUCACAAACAGAGAUUUCACUGUGGGCACCCUCUUCUCUGGUCUGUAGUUCGCCCUACUUGAUGAACCUUUAUGCCACCUCCUUGUCCAGUAAAUUCAGGGAAAAUGGCCAUAAUAGGGAAGUGAGGACAUGAUCACAGGGCUUGAAGUUCUCAGGCACUGUGCCAGAACUGAGGCUUGGGCCAGGCCUUUUAAGAUUUGAACAUAGGUUAUUAUACAUAAAGGCUUUGACAUUUUCUGAUAACUUCAGGCACAAAAAUGUUCCUUGCUAUAAGCAGUCUAAUAAAUCUAAAACUUUACCAAAAUUUGAAGUGUGACAUUAUGUCAAGUUAUCAUUACUGUAAAGUUUUCAAGAGAGAUUGGGAUCUAGAAGGUCUCUUUAAGGUCACUGGAAUCCCAAGGGCAGCCUAUAACAUGUGUAGAUAAUAAUAGCCUCUGAAUAUAUUCAUCUUGUCAACAACUGCAUAAAAUUUGCUGAACCAAUUUCAGCCUCAACUUCAACCUCUGACUGAUCAAUUUUAGGCCGCCUGUAUGAUGUUUACAUUUAACAGCUAAAAGUCUAAAACAAAGCGCAAACUCUGUGUUGUACAUGAGUAGUGGUUGGUGUAUGUAAUGGCGUUUUAAGCUUAUUUAUAUCAGCACUACUUUAAUAUUGCACCACCUGGACAUUCAUUGGAACCUGGAUUAAAAACAAAAUGACAUCAGUUUUCAUUGAUUCGUCAUAUCGUAGUUAUAGAUAUAGGAGAGAUACAGUGAACAACACUAACCUUAGGAAGUGAACUUGUAAAAACAACAUUAGAAGUAAAAUUCAGGUCAAAGAUAGUUGUGGGAAACUAUGGAAUUAGAGAUCACUGUGAGGGCAGGUUUGAAAAGCCCCAUCAAACCCAACCUGAUUGUGUCAUAUAGAUGACCAAAGGGGUCACUGAAUUCCCUCCACCCCCGUGACGGGACUGAAGAGUGAGAUGCCAUGCAAAUGCCUCUUUAAACGCGUGAUACCUAGUGAUUACACUGAAACAGCCUCGUCUUGACCGGCUCUUUGCGUUUGUGGAUGGGGAGCUCUUGUGAUCCCCUACCAUUCUUUUGAACGACGGGAAUGCUGUCCAUGUUCCUGGAGAAUGUGCCAGCCAGCGGAAUUGGUCAGCACUUGAGACAACAUCUGAACUGCCCGGCUCUCCAUUCCUGAAGUCCCUCUGCAACAUGUGAGUGGACGUGAAGGUGUGAGAGUGUCAUAGAGAAAAGCGCAGACACAGAGAGAGAGAGAGAGAGAGGUAAGGUGGAGGCCCAAGGAGAGGAAGUGCUCUUUAAACGUCAAAACUUUGGGAAGCAAAAACCAACAUGGCCGCAAGCCAGCGAGAUGGGAGAAAAUGAUGUACAGAUUCAUGUAAAAAGUCCCUAUUUUCCUCACAGCCAUUCCACUGUCGCGUGGACCCACUACCCCAGUGGCUCUCCUGGACUGGCUAUGACUCUUCCCUCUGAAACUAUUAUCCUAAUGUCCUGAUUCAGGGAACCUACCCAGUCCCAUUUAGGUACUAAACUUCAGUGUCUUGUCAUCUUGUAGAACAGACGAAGAAAUGACCUUCAGGUCUCAUCUGGUCACAAGGACUGGGAUUGCUUUGUUGACCAGUAGAUCUGAAUGUUCUCUGAUUCAUUGUGUGGCUGUAGUCUUUUUCCUUACAUUAUGAGUGACACGGCCAUUUUUAGAUUUUUAGCAAAAAAUGCAUUAGAUAUAUUUCUGGAUUUAAGCAAGUAGCACAAGGUCUACAGAGGUCCGGUCUGUGUGAACCAGACUUCAAGAUUCUCCUACUCAAAGUCGUAGAUGUUUUACCAUGCAGUAUUUUAUGUUUACAGACCCAGGGUACUACUUAAGCAUGGUACCAUUAUUUUCUUUUUACCUAGUUGGUGUGCAGAGUCAUUAUGUAAAAUAACAUGACCUAUAUGCACACUAGGAGGGCAAUGAAAAAGAGAAAGAUCGUCAAAAAAAAGAACGUUGGGUGAACGUUUAAAUUAAACUGUCAUUAUAGUCUCUUUUGCUAGCUCCUUAUUUGGCCUCGUUACCAUUUGCAUCUGUGAUAUUUGUGCCUCAGAGUUUAUUGUGACCACCAAAGUGCUUUCAUAACACUGCCAUACGCUGAAUAGGGAGACGAUGUGACAAGUUCAUGCCAACAAACAAACUGCUCAAGAAGGCUGUGAUGUAAUACGCCAUUAUGACUUAAACGAAGCUACCAAAAGCCAUGCCAGCUCACUCUCUGUUGGGAGGGAGCCUCAAAGUGUCUGUUUUCAUGAGCUGUUAUGUCACACAGUAUGGCAGUAUUAUGGCAGACUGGUCAGAAGAAGGUUUUUUGUUGGGGUUUUUUCUCUCCAACAGCUAAACCUAAGUGGGUACAUACCUCUUAUUCAAUGCAUCACACACAGGUCACUAAGAAUAGACUGUUCUACAUUUGGGUUUUGUCUUUUGUUUUUUAAAUAAUGGGCAUUGUCUGUCAAAUGUUGUUUAAAUAUCAUUAUUUUGUUCAAUUCGGCUAUUCAACAUAAUGUUGAAAUAACAGAAAGCCUUCAAAGAAAAUAUUUGUUUUUAAUGCACCAACAAACCUGAAUCUGAAGAUAUUUGACCUCAACGAAGACUAUGUGAAAGAUGGUAUUUUACCCUUAGAAGAUACAAUAUGCUAUACCUUUGAUGUGCCCUUAGUGUUUGCGCCCGACCUCUGUGUUCUGACUACAGUCUUUCCGUGGGAAAGCUAGUUCUGGGAAUCUUUUAUGUUGUCUAAUGAAACAUUCAGAGUACAGUUAUAUGUAUGAAGCCUGAGUAGGCAAGAUGUAAAGAGGUGGGACUAGGAACAAGGCUUCAAGCUCUGUAGCCACUGCUACUAUUCCACUUUAAUGCUGUGUUUAUGAAUGGAUUACACAUGUUUAGCUAGACACAGUUAGAGAAAAGUGCCCUCUCUUCCAGUCAUUAUUAUUUUUUACCCCCAAAGAUCACUGGUUGAAGAUAUAGGUAGAUAUAUCAAGCUAGGACCUUGGACCUUAUCCUAAGCAGUCUGAAUGUGUUGUGUGAGUUUUUUUGCCAUGUACAGAUAUGGGUGCACUAGCAUGAAAAAGAGGAGAUUUUCAGAGGUAAAUAUAAGGCAAGUGACCUUUUGUGUGAGGUGUUUAAGGGGCAGCACCUGAAAGCUAGUUUCUGCUCUAGGAAGGAAUUGGGCCUCUAGGUAUGAGCUUUGUCCUGACUAACAGCCAUUCAUGCUUUCAGGUGCACUAGCACUGUCUUCAACUGUUAGAUAGCAAUGGCCUCUUUCCCUCAUAAACAUUGUAUCUUUUACAUUACUUUGGUUUUAUCUCUUUUUAAUGAUGUUUUAGGUACUUUUAUUUGGUCAUUUUUGGCCAUUUUAAGGUACUUUGUGUAAAAUGAUGUACAUUUGACAUAUUUAUAAUGCAGGAUGUAAAUAUUGUUUUGUUUGUUUUUGUUCUUUUUUGUUUUGUUUUUGUUAAUUUUCCAUUGUGUUUAAUUUCCAUGUUCCAAGUGUGAAAUCAAGCAAAAGCAAGAGAGUAACCUGUUGUGUGAUUGGAUGCUUGGCUGGCAAUUGACCUAUUAAACCAUCCCAAUAAAAAUGAUUUAUACCAUA
Alosa sapidissima (American shad) is the source of this 7254-nucleotide messenger RNA. RefSeq names its product ArfGAP with GTPase domain, ankyrin repeat and PH domain 3 (gene agap3). Gene Ontology annotation, cellular component: nucleus. NCBI's taxonomy places the organism in Eukaryota, Metazoa, Chordata, Actinopteri, Clupeiformes, Clupeidae. The record is from RefSeq and is a predicted model, not a curated record. Gene Ontology annotation, molecular function: GTP binding; GTPase activator activity; GTPase activity.